Penicillium cinerascens is the source of this 2253-nucleotide messenger RNA. It is a transcript of the gene cog6, whose product is annotated as Golgi transport complex subunit COG6. Gene Ontology annotation, cellular component: COG complex. The record is from RefSeq and is a predicted model, not a curated record. The transcript has 2 exons. Bases 1 to 2253 code for a protein of 750 amino acids. Gene Ontology annotation, biological process: intra-Golgi vesicle-mediated transport. NCBI's taxonomy places the organism in Eukaryota, Fungi, Ascomycota, Eurotiomycetes, Eurotiales, Aspergillaceae.
AUGACGAGUUACUUCCAUGCCGGUGCCAGCAAUGGCUCGUCCCCAGCGCAGUCACCGCUAUCCCCGCCCACCCAGCGAUCUUCUGCCUUGUCCAACCGCCUGAGCUCCGUUCUCUCCGCGUCCUACGCCGACUCCGACAUCCGUGAUGCCCUCGAAACCUUGAGUGUACGACGAAUCCACAACUCCGCCGAGACGCGGCGACAGCUACGACUUGAUGUGCAGAAGGAGGUCGUCGAUUGCAAUGGGGAGAUUGUGCGGGACUUUGGGAAGGUAGCGGAGCAAUUGAGGCGAAUCGGCGGCGUUAUUACGACUUUGAACCAGACGUGUGACGAGAUGCGCAAACACAUCAGCUUAGCCAAGCAGGAUACGACCCCGGUGCUGGAAGAGGCCACUGCGCUCAUGGCACAGAAGAAGGACACCGAGACGAAGCAGCGGCUGCUGGACGCCUUCUCCAAGCACUUCAUAGUACCCGAAGAAGAUUUGAUGACCUUGACAUCGGCAGAAGAGCCCAUUGACGAACGCUUCUUCGACAUUCUUGCCCGCGUCAAACAAGUGCACCACGACUGUGAGCACCUUCUCGGCGGCGAGAACCAACGAUUAGGCUUGGAGGUCAUGGAACUGAGCACCAGACAUCUCAACUCUGCCUACCAGAAACUAUAUCGGUGGAUUCAGAAAGAGUUCCAGUCCUUGAACCUCGAGGACCCCCGGAUUAGUAGCUCGAUUCGUCGUGCUUUGCGGGUCUUGGCCGAGCGGCCGAGUCUUUUCCACAGCUGUCUGGAUUUCUUCGCAGAGGCGCGUGACUACGUGCUUUCUGAUGCAUUCCAUUAUGCACUGACAGAUGCUAUGUCUGGUGGUGCCGGAGCCGGCACUGGGGGUGAUCCCAGCGUGAAGCCGAUUGAAUUCUCAGCACAUGACCCCCUCCGAUAUAUUGGUGACAUGCUUGCCUGGGUGCAUUCGACUACUGUUUCGGAACGCGAAGCUCUAGAGGCGUUGUUCGUUGCGGAUGGCGAGGAGCUUGCACGGGGCAUUCAAGCUGGACUCAACAGUGAGCCCUGGGCUCGGAUCGAUGAGGAAGAAGAGGCCGUUUUCGAUGGCCGCAAAGCACUCAGUGACUUGGUCAAUCGGGACCUCACUGGAGUGUCUCGGUCGCUUCGUCAACGAGUUGAGCUGGUUAUCCAAGGCCACGAUGACCCUGUCACUUGCUACAAGGUCAUCAAUCUGUUAUCUUUCUACCGCACGACGUUUUCUAAACUGGUCGGUGUGCAGUCAAACCUGGUGGAUUUGAUGCAGGCCCUGGAAAAUUUUACAUUCGGUCAUUUUGAGACUUUGAUGCGGGAUCAAGUCAGCGCCCUUUCAGCUGAUCAAGGCGCCAUGAUCCCACCUGCAGAUUUGUCCCCUCCGGAGUUCUUAUUGGAUGCAUUGGAAGAAUUAAUGUCGCUCAUGAAGACAUACGAGGCUUCAGUUGGGCCAGAGGAGCCGACCGACGGCAACGAGAAUCGGUUUACACCCGUUCUCCGCGCCGCAUUUGAUCCUUUCUGGACACUGGCUUGGACUUCGUCCGACGAGCUCAAGGACUCCACCGCGCAGACUAUUUAUCGCACAAACAUCCUUCUCGCAGCCCGUGCCACUAUUUCGUCAUUUGCAUUCGCUAGCGAAACUCACAGCUCCGCCUUGUCCACAAACCUAUCUACACUGCGCACCAAUCUUCUCGAUAUCCAACACCAAUUCCUUCUCGAAACCUCGGGCCUGCAGGUCCUUUUGGAUGCCUUGGAGCCAUUCUCCAAGACAGGCAAGGAAGCAGAACUCGAUACUGAGACGGAGAAGACAGGGCAGCAGAAACCUCAACUCACGGAUCUAACAAACUUGCCCGCAUUCCAGCCCGACUCGUUGGUCAUGUCUAGUCAGCAACUGGACGACUUCCUCCCAUCUGCCCUUAUGGACGCCACAGACCAUCUCAAGCGUGUCCAGAGUGCAUCCCUUGUUCAAUCCGUCACAGAAGACGCUGUGGAGGCCUUCUGCCGCGACUUUGAGUUUAUCGAGGGCAUGAUCAUCGCCGCGGAUGAGGCCAGGGGCAUGACCCAGGUCAGUCUGGGGACUGGCGGUAGCGUGAUCAGUGGCCGGAGUGGCAAGUCGCCACGCAAGAAUGAAGAUGAUAAGGAUGACGAGGAAGAAGAAGAUGAGAAGGAAGACCAGUGGAGUCUGCGGUCUCUGUUCCCCCGAACCACUGGGGAGAUCCGCGUGCUGUUGAGUUAA